Molecule: messenger RNA, 1008 nt
Organism: Theobroma cacao (cacao)
Lineage: Eukaryota; Viridiplantae; Streptophyta; Magnoliopsida; Malvales; Malvaceae
Product: homeobox Hox-B3-like protein
Source: RefSeq, a predicted model, not a curated record
ACCGUUGCAAACUCCAAUCCCUUCUAAUAUCAAAUCUACAAAGAAGAAUCCCAUUUUUUCUGAUUCAACUCUCUCUCUUUCUCUGCAAAAACAGAGCCAGAAAGUCGAGGAAACCUUCAAGCUUUUAUUAAAAAAUGGCAGAGACAAGUGACUCUCUGCGGCAAAUCCACCAGCCAAAUCCUGCUUUGCAAUCUCUUUUUCAUUCCCUUGACCCUAUUUCUCUCAUUCUUUCUCAAAAUUCAAGCCCCAAUAACCCAAUUCCUUUGAGGCUUACAACGGAGAGUUAUAUCAUGGAAAGAGGCCCAAGAUACAGAGCAUAUGCAGAGUUGAGAGAAACAAAGCUGAGGAUGAAGAGUGCAAAGCAACAAGAAAGUGAAGAAAUUGAAUUUAAACGAACUCCAACGAAGAAACAAGUGAAGUUUUGUCCAAGUUUGGGGAGUUCUAGGAAAGGGUCCUCCAUAUUGGCUCAAUCAGUGCCUGAUUUUUCAGCAACUUUGAGGAAAGAGAACAGAAAGCCGGCUACCAGUGGGAUCGAAUUGACACCACCAACAUCGAAGAAUUGGUCGAAAGGGAAUGGGGUUCCGUUGUCAAAUUCACGGGGGAGUAAGUCUGCAAAUGCAGGGGAGAAGAAAGGAGGGUUGAUGAUGGCUAGGAAGAGUUAUGCUAGUGUUGUAGAAUUGAGAGGGAUUUCAAUGGCUGCAGCGAAUGCUAUUUGUGGUGAAAACAGGGGAGGGAAGAGUAGUGGCAGAGUUGUCGGUAACAACAAAACUGUUUUGGGGUAUAGACAGUUUUGAGAAAAAAGCUUUGAAUUUCAUUUCAUUUUGGUUUUUCUUGAGUUUCUUGAUUGGAUUUGUUUUUUUACAAGGAUUUGAUUACCUAUUACCACGUCAGAGAGAUUCGAGGCUAUGAAUUCUUUUCUUGCUAAGUUUGUUUUCUAUUGUAAAGCUCUGGAUGAAAUCAUGUUUUUAACAUAUAUGAUUAGUAAUAUAACUAGAGGAUUCUAUUGAA